AUGAGUGCGGAUUACGCACUUUGUGAACUAGCAGUGGUGUCAUUACAGGACAGCGAACAUGAACCGGCCAGUUCAGGUGACCAAAACACGUCGGACUUUCCACCAAGACUAACCGAAGACGCAUUAUGGCGCAAGUUUCAGUACACCAACGGAACAUCGAAUGGAAAUUCUUCUACAGACUCGAGCAUAAAUGAAGUAAAACUGUGCCCAGAACAUGAUCUGGUCCUGGAUCGGUACUGUGGUACAGAAGGUAAAGCGGUUUGUUCAAUGUGCGUUGAUGAAGGAACUUGUAGGAACCACACGGUCACAAAGCUGGAGGAGAAAGCUACUGCGGCCAGGAACAAGUUGGUGGACAUCUGUGAGAAAAUGCAGCUGCAGGCUCUGCGGAUAGAACGCUUCAUAAAACACACCCUGACUGCAAAGGAGAAAAACAUGCAGGCGGAGGCGAGUAGUGCCCGUGAACGCAUCGUGGCUCAGGUAAACACUAUACGUGAGGCUCUGGAGGAGGAAGAGCAGCGUCUGCUGGAGGCCGUGCAGCGGGAGGAAGAACGGAUAGAGCAGUGCCUCCUUACACAGCAGGCACACUGGAGCCAGGCUCUCAACACCCUCACACAUGCCCGCACCAGCCUGGUGCACACGCUCACAGACUCGACAGACGCCAUGCUUGUGAGCUCCAACCAGGAAAUACUGGCCAGAAUUGAGGAAGCAGAAGGAGUCAGUGACCCGAAAGACACCGAGCAACUGAACAUGAACAGAGACUGCAGUGACAGUAAACUCUUGUUGGGGCUCUGGGCUAGUGCUCUCCUGCUGGGACCGACCGGUCAUGGAUCAGGCACACUGUACUUUGACGAGCGCACCAUCAGCCCACUUCUCUUGCUGUCUUCCGAUCGUCGGACCCUCAAUUUCCUUUCUAAACGCCGGCGUCAGUCAGUACAGUACGACCCAGCUCGUUUCGACAGCUGGCCCAACGCUCUCUGCUGCGACCCCAUCUCUUCAGGCACGCAUGCCUGGGUGCUGGAUGUGGGCAACAGCGAAGCCUUUAAGGUGGGAGUCUGCUACGCCAGCAUGGAACGUAAGGGCUCAGACAACAGCUCCCGUUUGGGCUACAAUGCCAAGUCUUGGGUGCUCUCGCACUACGAUGGGGAUUUCUCCUUCUGCCAUAAUGGGCAGAAUAUAAACUUAUCGGUAGUGAAGAGCCCUACGAAGGUGGGCGUGCUGGUGGACUGGACCAAGCACACACUGCUUUUCUUUGAUCCAGACUCGAAUUGUGUGCUACACUCUGUCAGACAGGCUUUUUCGGAGCCACUGCUGGCAGCCUGUGCCGUCGCGGAUCAGAGUAUGACUAUCGUUCACUAAGCUGCUGCUGGAAAACCAAGGAAUUUA
Trichomycterus rosablanca is the source of this 1383-nucleotide messenger RNA. It is a transcript of the gene bspry, whose product is annotated as B-box and SPRY domain containing. Gene Ontology annotation, cellular component: cytoplasm. The transcript is spliced from 7 exons. Gene Ontology annotation, molecular function: protein binding; ubiquitin protein ligase activity. Gene Ontology annotation, biological process: protein ubiquitination. The record is from RefSeq and is a predicted model, not a curated record. The coding region runs from base 1 to 1356 and encodes 451 amino acids. Lineage: Eukaryota; Metazoa; Chordata; Actinopteri; Siluriformes; Trichomycteridae.